This is a messenger RNA of Phlebotomus papatasi, 2815 nucleotides long. RefSeq lists its product as uncharacterized. The coding region runs from base 1106 to 2308 and encodes 400 amino acids. Gene Ontology annotation, biological process: neuromuscular synaptic transmission; neuron-neuron synaptic transmission; clustering of voltage-gated calcium channels. The transcript has 5 exons. The record is from RefSeq and is a predicted model, not a curated record. Gene Ontology annotation, cellular component: presynaptic membrane. NCBI's taxonomy places the organism in Eukaryota, Metazoa, Arthropoda, Insecta, Diptera, Psychodidae.
UCACCUAUACAACUGAAAUAUUAAAGAGAGAAUUAAACGGAAUAUUCAGUGUCCAUAUAAAAGUUGACGACACACUAAGAGUCUCUUCAGAGUGAUAAAAUUGAUAAUACCAAACGCGUCUCUAGUGUCAUUGUUAAAAGGGAAGAUCGCAAGAAAAGUCAUUCUCAGGAAGAAGUUUUAUCCUCAUUUCUUCCAUUUAUCGCCAUAAUCAUUGAAAUGUGAACGUUUUCUUAUCAUUUUUUCCUAUUGGAUAAUCUCUAUCAGUGGAAAACUCCAGUGAAAUUAGAAGUUCAAAAACUACCAUCAAAAUCGCAAUUCAAAGAGUGAAAGAAAAAGAAAACGAAAACAUAAUCUUAUAACUGGAUCAGUAUCAGCUUAAUAGACUAAAGUGAUCUACAUAAUCUAAUAACAAAAGUAUAUAUAACUUGUGUAUCAAAUGUGUAACUAUUGUGAGUGACAGACAACAUGGAAAUUGCAUCUAUUCAGGUGCCAUAAGAUGAUUGCUAACCAAACGGUUGAAUCUCUUAUCAAAAUAAACACAUUUUUUCCACAAAAACUCUACCAAAUCGAAAGGUAUAUAAGUGCAAAUUGAGAUCAAUAGAUCUAAUUUAUUGAGUUUUUUCCCGAAAAAGCACAGUUAAAAAAAACCUUAAAUUGACAAUGAUAUUGUGAGUUUUUUUUUUCUAAACAACCACUUCUCGGAUUCUCAUAUGGUGACAAUUAUGGUGCUGUCGUUGACUAAAAUGACCAUAAAAAUUCAGUGAUAAGCUUAUUUUAGUUUAUGAAUCUCACCUAACAUUAGCAAACUUAAGUGUUCUGUAGUAAUAAAAUAAAACCCAUUCGUUAGUGACAUAAAAACAUACCGCUUUGGAAUAAUGAACAGAUGCUUUAAGUAAUUUAGUGCAAGUGAUACCAUCUUACAAAUGAAAAUGAUUUAAGGUGAUUCAAGCAAGUCAUCCAGAAUGGAAUAAUAAAUAUCUGGUAAAAAUUGUAAAAUUACUGUUGCGCCAUCGAAUUAACAUCCCCAACAUUUCCCCACAAGAACUGGUGGAAUUAUUAGAACAAGUGUUAGUGAAAGUUUAUAGAGAAAUCUCCAAGAGAUAAGAUGCGUGGAAGUACCGCUGGUUUGGCGGAUGGUGUUCUCAAUUCAUCAAGAGAUGCUCAUGGCGUUCUCUUGGACUUUCUGGACACAAUGCUAUCAACCGUAGUUGUAGGACCACUUGUUAUAUCCUACUGGCGUGGCACUUGGAAUCUCAUGGAAGACUACUUGUUCCCUAAGAAUUUCCUACACAGUUCCUACGCAUCCUGCAUCAUUGGCGCUGUAGGUCAUCUGGUUUUGACCUUAUAUCAAAAUUCUCUAAGGAAUAGUGUUCAUCCUAGUCGUCAUCGAAUUGCCUAUUACAUCAUCUCACGUCUCUACACCGCUAUUUAUGGUGUAAUAUGUGUCAAUGGUUGGAAAGGUGUAUGGCAAUUAAUUGAUUACUAUACACCAAUGACAAUACCAUCUGUUGUUCUGUUUACAAUUCCACCGAUUGUAUGUCUCGUAGUUCUCAAAUGCCUAAGAAACAUCUCAGCGGCACCCUUUACAAUAUGCAUCGAUGCACCAAAUGAAUAUUUUGAUAUUCAGACGAUGUUUAAGAUAUCGGGUGCCCGACAGCCACUAUUGUACGUUCUUGAUUGUUGCUUCUCUGUUCUUAUCAUCGGAUCACUCGUGGUAUUUGUUUGGCGUGGUGUUUGGGUAUUUCUGGAUCUUGUAUUAUACCCGAGUGAUGCUAAACUCUCAGCAUGGUAUUCAUUGGCCAUUGGAUACGGAAUAGUUUUCAUUACAUUUGCUCUUCAGCCCGUUAUGAGAUGGACUUGUGACAAGCUCACUGGAUUCUGGCGACUUGCCAUAGCCGAUAUCUUCCUUUUCUUCAGCUUUAUUGGCACGGUUAAUGCAUGGCGUGGAAUUUGGCAACUACUCGAUAACUAUUUUCUACCAGACCAACGAGCCCUUAGUGAUUGGUUAACCCAUGGAAUUUGCUUUAUUCUUCUGGCUCUUAUGAAUUGUGCCAAUACCGUUCUAGUUCGAGGGGUUUUUCUCGAUGCCGAAGAACCUGGUGGCAAAUGUGUUAUCUUCCCAGUAUACUAUAUUCGGCUGUACUUCCAAAAGGAACGUACGAAAAAGAAUCAAAAAGCUUUGGACACAAUGGACAAGGACGAAGGGGCAAAUACUCUCCUUCUUAUUGAAAAGCCUGCCAAUAAUGUGGUUGUAGUGAAGAAUAUUAAUGAAAAAAAUCAACUAAAUAAUGAAACAACAAAGAAAUGAUACAUAUUUCUACAUAAUUCACAUUAUUCCAUUUUGAGAAUAAUUUAUAAUAUUCUUGAAUUUGGAAUUUUAGUACCUUUUCAUUGAGAAACAAGAAUCCAACUGUAAAUUAGUGAUCAUUUUAUUGUAAUUACUCGUAGAUAAAAAAAAGAAAAUACAAAUAUGCUAAAUAAAAUUUUCAUAAUUGGUUUUACCAAGAAAAAACACAAAUAAAAAAUUAAUCUUAGAAAAAAAACCGGUGAAAAAAAAACAAUUAGGACACCCUUGUACGGUUGUAUUUGAUUGGCUGUGGGACAUAGAGAAGAAAAUUUUCCGGUAUGUUUACAAUAAAUUAUUGAGUAAUUAUUGUGAAAAUUAUAUAAAGACAAUUACUAUCUUAUCUGUUAAGAAAUUAUCAAUUUGUAAUAUACAAAAGAAACAUGUGUAUAGAAUUAAUAACAUAUUAAGUGAACUGCUGUAAGAAUUAACUGCCUCAGAAAUGAAGAAAAUAAAACUAUCGAAAAGAUA